AUGGCGCCCUCCUAUGCUGGCAUGUCCGGCAGGCCGCUGUCCCUGACAGUGUCCACGAUUGCCACCAUGGGUUUCCUGCUCUUCGGCUACGACCAGGGUGUGAUGUCGGGCAUCAUUUCCGCCAAGGCCUUUGACGACGUCUUUACGGCCACCAAGGGCAAUAACACCAUGCAAGCCCUCAUUACGGCCGUGUACGAGCUGGGCUGUCUAUUCGGUGCGGUCUGGGCUCUGUUUACUGGGGACCGGAUGGGUCGUCGCUGGAUGGUCAUUUGGGGCGCGGCGAUUAUGAUCAUCGGGGUCAUUAUCCAAGUGACCUCGUUCGCCGACCAUAUCCCCCUGUUGCAGUUCAUGUUCGGCCGUGUCAUCACCGGUAUUGGAAACGGCAUGAACACCUCCACGAUCCCCACCUACCAGGCGGAGUGCUCCCGCACUAGCAACCGUGGCCUGCUGAUCUGUAUUGAGGGCGGCGUCAUCGCCAUUGGAACUGCGAUCGCCUACUGGAUUGAUUUCGGGGCCUCGUAUGGUCCUCCCGACCUCGUCUGGCGGUUCCCCAUCGCCUUCCAGAUCGUCUUCGGAGUCAUCAUCAUCGUGGGCAUGUACUUCCUCCCCGAUUCGCCUCGUUACCUGAUCUCCAAGGGCAAGGUGCACGAGGGGGAGUAUGUGCUCGCGGCGCUGGCUGGGAAAGAAAUCGACGACCACGAGACCCAGAUCCAGAAGCAACUUGUCAUUGAGUCCAUUGAAGCUGCGGGUGUCGCCGAGGGCUCCGGCUACUCCGACCUGCUUACCGGCGGCAAGACUCAGCACUUCCGCCGCAUGCUCAUCGGCUCGUCCUCGCAGAUCGCUCAGCAGCUGUCCGGCUGCAACGCCGUGAUCUACUACCUCCCCGUGCUGCUCAAGCAGUCCCUCGGCCAGGACGACUUCAUGUCCAUGCUGAUCGGCGGUGUCAACAUGAUCGUCUACGCCAUCUUCGCCACCUUCUCCUGGUUCUUCAUCGAGAAGAUCGGCCGCCGCAAGCUGUUCAUCGGCGGGAUGACGGGCCAAAUGGUUUCCAUGAUCAUUGUCUUCGCCUGCCUGAUCCCCGGCUCCCCCGGUCCCGCCAAGGGCGCCGUGUUCGGUCUCUUCCUGUACAUGGCGUUCUUCGGCGCGGCCAUGCUGCCUCUGCCCUGGCUGUACCCGGCUGAGCUGUCGCCUAUCCGCACACGCGCCAAGGCGAACGCCGUCUCCACCUGCUCGAACUGGCUGUUCAACUUCACCGUUGUCAUGAUCACCCCUGUGAUGGUCGCCCAUAUCCACUGGGGGACGUACCUGUUCUUCGCGGUGAUGAAUGCCAUCUUCAUCCCGCCGAUGUACUUCUUCUACCCCGAGACCGCCGGCCGUUCCCUCGAGGAAAUCGACCUGAUCUUCGCCAAGGCCUACUGCGAGAAGAUGAGCUAUGUCAAGGCCUCUUAUGAGCUGCCCAAACUCAGCGACGACGAGAUCGAGCAGAAGGCGGCCGAGUAUGGCUUUUGUGACGCGAGGCCCACCGACCCUGAGAAGGGCGCUGCGUCCCCUUCCUCCGAGGACGAGCAGCGUGAGCACGGCAUUUAA
This is a messenger RNA of Penicillium canariense, 1587 nucleotides long. Its product is annotated as putative MFS monosaccharide transporter. Gene Ontology annotation, cellular component: membrane. Gene Ontology annotation, biological process: transmembrane transport; carbohydrate transport. The record is from RefSeq and is a predicted model, not a curated record. Bases 1 to 1587 code for a protein of 528 amino acids. The transcript has 2 exons. NCBI's taxonomy places the organism in Eukaryota, Fungi, Ascomycota, Eurotiomycetes, Eurotiales, Aspergillaceae. Gene Ontology annotation, molecular function: carbohydrate:proton symporter activity.